AACGAAUUCGCUCCAAAAUUUAAGUUGUCAAUUAAAAAGAAUAUUUAUUUAUUUCAUUUUUCUUGUCUUACGCAAUGGAGAACGUGAACACGAAUGAUGUCUAUGAUCCUCACCAGCAUCGAAAGAUUGAGAAUCCAAUGAGCAAUUUUGAGGUUUACAUCAGCUUGUUAAAGGCCUCCAUUGGCAUCGGUUGUUUGGCGAUGCCGAAAGCUUUUCAAGCCGCUGGUUGGCUCAACGGUUUAAUUAGUACCGCAAUAAUUGGCUGUGUCGUUAUAUACGCUUUGCAUGUGUUGCUGCGAGGCAUGUACGAGCUCUGCAAACGGCAGCGUGUACCGCAACUGAAUUAUCCAGACUCGAUGGCGCUGGCUCUGGAAGGGGGUCCGAAAUAUUUACGAUUUCUAAGCGGAAGUGCGCGCUCCACCAUUGACUUCAUUUUGGCUUUCUAUCAUUUUGGCGUCUGUUGCGCUUAUGUCAUCUUCAUCGCUGAUAAUCUCAAGGAAUUGAUAGAUUUUUAUGGUUAUGAAAUCGAUAAUCGCUUCUAUAUAUUCGCUUUAACGGUACCGCUCUCAUCAAUUUAUUUGGUACGCGAUCUAAAGAAUCUGGUGCCGUUCAAUGCGCUUGCGGAUGCCCUGAUUUGUUUUAGUUUUCUCAUUGUUUUCUACUACAUUUUGACGGAUUUGUCAGCGUUGUCGCAGCGCGUAGCUUUUGCCAAUAUACAAGGAUAUCCUCUUUUCUUCGGCACGGUGCUGUUUGCCAUAGAAUCCGUGGGUGUGAUAAUUUCCAUUGAGGCUAAAAUGAAAUUUCCCAAGGACUAUUUAGGUUUAUAUGGUUUAUUGAAUAUGGGCUUGGGUACAUCGCUGAUGCUCUACGCGUUGGUGGCCUUUUUCGGUUAUUGGCGUUACGGUGAGCGGGUUAAGGAUAGCAUUACGUCAAAUUUACCAAUGGAUGAACUCUUACCCCGGUUAGCUAAGCUCAUGUUCGCAAUGGCGAUAUAUUUAUCAUUCGCUUUGCAAGGUUAUGUAACCAUCGAGGUGUGCUGGCGGCGAUAUUCAGAAUAUAUGACUUUGAAGCAAUCGCAUCCCUUGGAAUAUGUAUUGCGUAUAGCUAUAGUACUUGGUGCAGUGCUCGCCGCUGUCAUGAGCUCUCAACUGGUCUUAAUUCUCUCGCUCGUUGGCUCCUUCUCGCUGUCCUACCUUGGAUUGAUAUUUCCCGGUAUACUGGAUUUGUGCUUGCGUUACAGCUCAGGGUUUGGACGUUACAACAUUUAUCUGUGGCAAGAUCUGUUUUUGAUCACCUUUGGAUUUUUUGGUGGUGUCGUGGGAACUUGGUUCUCGAUCAGGGAUCUCUAUACGACUUAUCAGCGUUUGCUCUAAGCUGGGAAUAAAUAUACCGUUUGAUGAGCACGCGACAACUAUUGCUUAUUGUUAAUGGCAAUUGUUUGUCUACCUAUAAAUAAUUAGAAAAAUAAAUAUAUAAAAAAUAAA
Molecule: messenger RNA, 1484 nt
Organism: Ceratitis capitata (Mediterranean fruit fly)
Lineage: Eukaryota; Metazoa; Arthropoda; Insecta; Diptera; Tephritidae
Product: proton-coupled amino acid transporter-like protein CG1139
Exons: 9
Coding region: 75-1373 (432 amino acids)
Biological process (GO): amino acid transmembrane transport
Cellular component (GO): vacuolar membrane
Molecular function (GO): amino acid transmembrane transporter activity
Source: RefSeq, a predicted model, not a curated record